This is a messenger RNA of Cheilinus undulatus (humphead wrasse), 3960 nucleotides long. It is a transcript of the gene cdh11, whose product is annotated as cadherin 11, type 2, OB-cadherin (osteoblast). The record is from RefSeq and is a predicted model, not a curated record. The transcript is spliced from 16 exons. Gene Ontology annotation, molecular function: cadherin binding; calcium ion binding. Lineage: Eukaryota; Metazoa; Chordata; Actinopteri; Labriformes; Labridae. Gene Ontology annotation, biological process: cell-cell junction assembly; adherens junction organization; multicellular organism development. Gene Ontology annotation, cellular component: catenin complex; plasma membrane; adherens junction. The coding region runs from base 857 to 3319 and encodes 820 amino acids.
AGCUUCCCUCACUCCGCUUCCGAGGCUCGUGGAGGGAGGACGGAUAAACGGCGCGCCAGUGGUGCUGUGCUACCGGAUUUUGAUACCUGAAGGAAGUAGGGAAGGAGAGAAGGAGGGAAGACAUAAAGGAAAGGAGGGAUGCUACGGUGAUUUCCUCUCUUUUUUUCUCUCCUGACAGCCACCUCCUCACUACUCUUCAUCAUCACUUCAACCUAGGAGCCUUUUAAAGACUGAUCUUUUUUUUGUAUCCAUCAUUGACAAACGUUGGUUGGUUUGGUAUUCCUUUCCUCUGCGCUCCAGUGGAUAAAAACAGAAGAGGGAACAUUUAAGGGUUGGAGGAGAAACGACUUGGCUUUUCUGUAACCCUCCUCUUCUUCAAACGCACCCUGAGAGCAAAAACUGGGCUUUUAUGCAGUGGAUGUGUGGGACAUCUGAGAAAAGAAGCUAUUCUACUGGUGAAGUGAUCCUUUCCCUCUGGCUUGUAUGUAUUGGAGGUAAUUUCCUUGGAGAGACGGGUCGUGCGCGUGGAAUCUCUCUCACUUCCAAGAUCUGUGUCAACGUGCAGAGGAGAAAACUAUCAAAACAUCCAAGACCAGUAAUGAGCUAAAAGCUCUGUGACAAGAGGAGAGAGGGAGUGAAAGACGUGUGAAAGAGAGAGAAGAAGGAAGAAGGCAGUAACGUGGGGAUGAGUAUCUGCACCAGCAGGCCCCAAUCUCAGCUAAUGAACUAGGAAGUUCAUCAACAGCAUUUCAUCAGCCAAACCAGGAUACCACCUCAGUGGGAGCAGGGCUCCACUGAGAGGAAAUCACAGAGAAAGGGGAGGAGUGACGUGCACAGUUGCUAAGUUUGGGGUGAGAUGGCAAUGCUAAUGAUGAAGAGACAGGGCCUUGGACUGCUGAGGGCCUUUCUGGUGUUGGUGGGAGUGUCAGCGCUCUGUAGUGUUGCAUUAGGAACCCGGAGAGGGAAUGCUUCUUUGGACCACCGGGGCCACAAACACAGACAUUCAGGUCACUUGUCGCUGCACAGACACAGACAGAGGGCAGGAAAGGAGGGACAGGUACUCCACAGGUCCAAACGAGGAUGGGUCUGGAAUCAAUUCUUCGUCAUUGAGGAGUACACUGGUCCUGACCCAGUGCUGGUGGGCAGGCUCCACUCAGACGUAGACUCGGGUGACGGAAACAUCAAGUAUAUCCUGUCUGGCGAAGGCGCAGGGACCAUCUUUGUUAUUGAUGACAAGACAGGCAACAUUCACGCCACAAAAACUCUGGACCGGGAAGAGCAGGCUCAGUACACUUUAACAGCCCAGGCAGUGGCCAGAGACACUAAUAAGCCUCUAGAGCCUCCGUCAGAGUUCAUAGUGAAAGUUCAGGACAUUAACGAUAAUCCUCCUGAGUUUCUACAUGGGCCGUACUACGCCAGGGUGCCUGAGAUGUCUAAUGUCGGUACAUCAGUGAUGCAGGUGACAGCGACAGAUGCCGAUGACCCGACCUACGGUAACAGUGCAAGGCUGGUGUACAGCAUACUGCAAGGGCAACCGUACUUCUCUGUGGAGCCGCAGACAGGUAUAAUCCGUACAGCCCUGCCCAACAUGGACCGCGAGGCUCGCCAGGAGUACGACGUCGUCAUCCAGGCCAAAGACAUGGGUGGUCACAUGGGUGGUCUGUCAGGGACCACUGAAGUUAAAAUCACUCUGACAGACGUCAACGAUAACCCUCCAAAGUUCCCACAGAGUGUGUACCCCAUGUCUGUAUCAGAGGAUAAAGUGCCAGGAGAGGAGGUGGGACGCCUUAAGGCCAAAGACCCGGACCUUGGGGACAAUGGACUGGUGAACUACCGCUUAGUGGACGGAGAUGGGAUGAACAUGUUUGAACUGAGCACCGACUCUGAGACCAGAGAGGCUGUUAUUAAACUGAAGAAGCCUGUGGACUUUGAGACGAAAAGGUCAUACACUUUGAAGGUGGAAGGAUCCAAUCCUCAUGUUGACCCUCAAUUCCUCGCUUGGGGGCCGUAUAAAGAUGAAGCAACAAUAAAGAUAUCAGUGGAGGAUGCAGAUGAGCCUCCUGUGUUUGUAGCUCCUAGUUACACUUUUGAGGUAGAGGAGAAUGCGCCUGAAGGCACCCUGGUGGGACGAGUCCACGCCAAGGACACCGAUGUUGCCAACAAUCCUGUGAGGUACAUGAUCCCUCGAUACACAGAUGUGGAGCAGUUCUUCAGCAUAAACUCCGAAGAUGGCAUGAUCAUCACCACGAGACCACUGGACAGAGAAACACAGGCCUGGCAUAAUAUUUCUGUGUCAGCAACGGAGAUAGGAGGCCACCAUCAAGACACCAAAGUGCGUGUUAACAUCAGAGUGAAAGAUGUGAAUGACAACCCUCCAGAGUUUGCCACAAACAACGAGGUGUUCAUGUGUGAAUCUGUUGCUCCAGGGAAGGUCAUUGAAACAGUGAGUGCAGUGGACAAAGACGAAAUGGCUCACAGGCAACAUUUUACAUUCAGCCUAGCUCCAGAAGUUGCCCACAACAACAACUUUUCCCUCACAGACAACAGAGACAGCACAGCCAGCAUCUAUGUGCUCCGUAAGGGCUUCAGUCGUCUGAAUCAGGAUGUUUACUACCUUCCCAUUGAGAUAAACGACAAUGGGUUCCCUGCCAUGAGCAGCACCAACACCCUGACCAUCAGAGUGUGCUCCUGUGACAGCAAAAACACCAUCCUGUCCUGUAACGUGGAGCCCUACGUUCUCCCUGCAGGUCUCAGCACCGGGGCACUGAUAGCUAUACUGGCCUGUAUUGUCAUUCUGCUGGCAAUUGUGGUGUUGUUUGUUGCACUGAGGCGUCAGAAAAAGGAGCCGUUGAUAGUGUUCGAGGAGGAGGACAUCAGGGAGAAUAUUAUCACUUAUGAUGAUGAAGGAGGUGGUGAGGAAGACACUGAGGCUUUCGACAUUGCAACAUUGCAGAACCCCGAUGGUGCCAAUGGUUUCCUCCCAAGAAAGGACAUCAAACCAGAGCUUCAAUAUCCCAUCAGGCCUGGGAGUGGUCGUCCUGCAGCGAACAGCGUGGACGUGGAUGACUUCAUCAAGACUCGGAUUGCGGAGGCUGACAGUGACCCCACUGCACCUCCUUACGAUUCCAUUCAGAUCUACGGAUAUGAGGGCAGGGGAUCAUUGGCCGGGUCAUUGAGUUCCCUCGAGUCGGUCACAACGGAGUCUGACUUGGAUUAUGACUAUCUGCAGAGUUGGGGGCCGAGGUUUAAGAAGCUGGCAGAUUUGUAUGGGACCAAAGACUGCUCCAUAAAUGAUGGGGACGAUGGCGAAGACUCUUAACAGUGGUCUUACUGAGUGGACGCCCCUGACUCCGGAUUUAUUGAUUCCAUGAGGAUUUGUUAACUGAGGGUUGACUCUCCUCGAUACCUAAUUGUUACCGACUAGCACCUGAUCAGUUCAUGCCACUUGUCAACAGACGUUAACAGCUCUCCUUCUUGUGGCGCCUCCUUCAUCCUCCGGGAUGAUUUCUUAUUGAACGCUUGGACUCGAAUCCCAGCUUUUCCCCAAAUCUCCCCUUCCCUCCUGUAUCCCUUCCUCCUCCCUUUCUACAGACUUGACCAUUGCAGGGCUGGGAGAUUUGAUAUGUCACCAGUCUGAGGGCAAAUUGAUGGGAAAGAUGUGUUGCUGUAUGAUCAAAAUGACUUGCUUACUGCUAAUCGUUUAGUUUCCUAGAGGUUCUAUAUACUUUGUGGACUGGAUUCACAUGCUUCCUCAAUGGUUCCUGAGAGAGUUAAUUCCAUUUAAAGGUUCCUGAAUGGGGUUCAUUAUCCUUAGUUGCUCUGUUUGUGGUGUUUUUUCAGACCCACAGAAAACAAGGAAGUAAGAGAUGGAAGCAAAAUAAAAGAAAAAGUUAGUACAGGAUCCAGCAACAACUGUGGGGUGUUAGAAAGAAAAAUACAGAUAAUGAUGUUUCAGUAGGG